Molecule: messenger RNA, 4563 nt
Organism: Cavenderia fasciculata
Lineage: Eukaryota; Evosea; Eumycetozoa; Acytosteliales; Cavenderiaceae
Exons: 6
Coding region: 1-4563 (1520 amino acids)
Source: RefSeq, a predicted model, not a curated record
AUGAUAGAUAAAUUAACAAAUAUAAUAAUAAUACAAAUAAUCAAAGAGAUUGAUAGUAAUGUAGAUUUGAUAUGUCUAUUGAUGACUUGUAAGAAGUUGUUUUAUCAUUAUGUUAGACAUGUUGUAAAGUUUAAACAUUUGGAGUAUAAGACCAAAAUGACAGGCACAAACCAUUAUGGUUGGGCAUUACGCAAAUUCAAUUUGAAGUCAUUUGUUGAUAUCAUCAAGAAUACAGUGUCUGAUACGCUUACAAUACGAGAUAUUGGUGAGAAGGACUAUCAUCGUGAUUAUUAUUAUAAUAAUCAAUAUGAAGCACCACCAAAUGAUAGAUUGAUUACAACUACUAUCUGUAGCCAUAAUGGAGAGAUGGCAAUCCCAGAGUCUACUCAAUUACUCUAUUGUUAUCGAUCCGUCAAUCUCCUACUUAUCCACCACGGUCCCAUGGUCGUCCAAGAUGUCUCUCGACAAUCCUCUCUCAAAUCCCUCGCUAUCAAAAUGAAUGAAUUAUGCGAGUUGUGUCUACCAACUGAAUGGCCACCACUCACUCAUCUCGUCCUCCCCCCUCAUGUUCAUUUCAACCAAUUUGACCGAUUCCCUUUGACACUCAAGCACUUGACCGUCUCCUUGUCGACUCUUACUCGAAUUGAUUACCAUGUUGGUGUCUAUGUCAACAUUCCUCUACCACCUUUUUUAGACUCGCUCUAUAUUAUGGGUUUUAAUAUGCCCAAUCUCAUAGGUAGUCUCAUUCCAAUUGGUGUCAAGACACUAAAGAUCGAUGAUACAUGUGACUUGGAUACCGAAUGGUCACCAUUGCCAUCAUCGAUAACAAGUUUGGAUAUUACAUGCUCUAAAAGGUUUCUUAAUAUUCAACAAGUAUUAUCUUCCAAUUUAGUUCAUUUUACAUAUGCUUGUACAUAUGAACCCUUCGAAUUGAAGAAAGAUAAAACCCCUUUAUUUCCAAUAGAGUACCCAGAGUCUCUUAAAUCACUCAAUUACCCCAAAUUGGUUGGUACCUAUUUCAUUCCCCAUAUUCCAACGACCAUUACAUCUCUAUCUUUGAAUCUUUGUUCAAAUCCAACCGUUAUUUCUAUAUUUGAUAGAUUACGGCUACCAGCUCAUCUGAUGCAACCACUCCCACCAAAUAUCACACAAUUAUUAAUUCAUACCAAAUCGCAAACCAAAACCACAAUCCGUUUUGAUGAUAUAAUCAACCAAACCAAUGUCCAAGAACUAUCAAUAGUAUUGGAAAUGAAUAUAGAAAUUCAUUUAUCUAUUCGAAGAUUGGACCAUUGCAAUAUACUAGUGAUAGACAAACCAUCUUUGAAUGGUGGAAUCAUGAUAUUACAACAACAUCAAUACAUAUCGGGGAUUACUCCAAUCUAUUUACAUUUUGAUAAUGGUCAAGUGACUUGGAAGAUUGAUAAUAAUUCCGAUCUUAUAUGUCUGUUGAUGACAUUGCAUGACUUUUAUUUAAAGUCAUUUAUGGAUAUCAUAAAGAAUACAUUGUCUGAUACUCUAAUCAUACGAGAUAUUUAUCAAAACUACCAAAGUAAUUGGUUGGUAGACUAUCAAACACAACCAAAUGAUAGAUUGAUUACGACUACCACUUGUAGUCAUAAUGGGGAGAUGGAAAUACCAGAAUCAACAGAAACACUUCACCUUUAUAGUUCACAUCAUAUAGAGUACUAUAGAAGUGAAAUUGUCAAAAAUGGUGUUUUCAAAGUUCCUGAUAAUGUCAAGAACCUAUUCAUCCGAACUGAACAUCUCAAGAUGAUGGAUCAUAUAACAAUUCCAAGUGAUCUAUAUUCAUUACGUUUUGUGGCCCAUGAAAGGGCACAGUCUAUCAGCGUGUCUAGAUUUACCAAUUUAACAACUCUCUUUAUUCAAUUUGUUGAAUUGGAAAAUGAAGAGACACUUCCAACUAGUUUAACAAGUCUCACUAUGAAAUUGGUCCUCUACUCCCACUCGAAAUUAUUCCAUCCAUUGACUCGUCUAGUACAUCUAGAUCUCUAUAUUCUCGGUCUUCCAAUACUAGACUUGUCUAGACAAUCAUGUCUUGAAUCAUUGACCAUUGGAACCAAUGAAUUUAAAGGGAUAUAUAUUCCUCCACCUACACAUUCACUCGCGCUGACUCGUCUCAAACUCCCACCUACCUUUAGUCCCACCAACACCCCUAUAGAACCAACCAGCCUAUUUCCACAGUCACUCAAAUACUUGACAGUAUCUUUGGAAACACUGACCGAUACCAAACUCCAAGUCAGUUAUCUCCCACCUUCUUUGGACACAUUAUCAGUUUUUAAUUGUUUGAAUUCUAUCCCGAAAAUACUUAUUCCAAAUAAUCUUAAAACACUUGAAAUCAAUUUCGCAAGAAAUUAUCUAUAUUUUCCAGAUAUCUGGAUCCCUCCCAAUUUGGUUCAUUUUAAACUUGAAUGUAAUUUCCAAAAUGCAAACAUCAACCUUCCAACUAUAUUUCCAGCAUCUUUGGAAUCACUAGACUAUUCUAAAUUAGGUAUACCCUAUCACGACCUAGUUAUUCCAAACACCAUUUCAUCUCUCUCUAUCAACUUUAUAUCUAGUGAAACCAUAUCGAUAUUUGAUCGAUUGACAAGACUUUAUUCAUUGCCACCAAACAUCCAAGAGUUAAAGAUCGAGGUUGAAAUGUCAACGAUUACUAAAAUCCGACUGGAUGAUAUAAUCAAACGAACCAAUGUCCAAGAACUAACCAUUUUGAUAACCUUUCUUAAAUCAACUCACCACCUCUACUUUUCCAUUCGAAGACUGGAUAGUGAAAACGUCCUAGUUGUUGAAAAUUCAACUAUGAAUGGUGGAAUCAUCUCCAAACAUCAACUACAAUCCAUGGAAAAAGAGGAUACCAGUACAGAUACUCCCAUCUAUCUAUGUACAUAUCAAUCCCAAAACUAUGAAAAAAUCAUUAAAGAGAUUGAUAAUAAUGUAGAUUUGAUAUGUCUGUUGAUGACAUGUAAGAAGUUGUUUUAUCAUUAUGUUAGACAUGUUGUAAAGUUUAAACAUUUAGAUUACAAGAUAAACUUUAACGAACCACACUAUAGUACACUCUUUUAUGAGUACAAUUUAAAAUCAUUUGUAGAUAUCAUAAAGAAUUCAGUGUCUGAUACUCUCAUCUUAACAGACCCCAAUAUUGUGGCUUUCAACAAUAAUGAAAAUAAUGGCAAAUGUACAUGGUUUCUAGAUUACUUGUUUCAACUAGGUAAUCGACAGAUUACAACUACUGCAUGUAACUAUAAUAGUGAAGAGACGGAAAUACCAGAAUCAACAGAGACGCUCUAUGUAUAUCAACCAAAAGUAAAUGCAAAGUUGCAACGUAAAUUGGUUAUACCUAGUAAUAUCAAGACUCUAGAUAUCUUUUUACGUGUCGCCAAAUUUGAAGAUAUAACAUUUCCAAGUAGUCUAGAGAAACUCUACUUUAUGUCUUCCAAACAAUCAACAAUUAAUAUGGCUCAACCCUCACUCUUUACCAAUCUUACAACGUUAUCUGUAUAUAGUCAAAGAUUUCAAGGUGGCUCAUGCUCCUUACCACCCAACUUGACCAGUCUAAAUAGCUCAAGAAUCAUAGAUUUGUCUAAACAAGUAAAUCUAGAAUCUUUUAUACUUGUAGACUGUAACAAUAAUCAAUCUCUUGGUGAUAUACAUAUUCAUCUGCCUCUAUCAUCACCAUUCACUCGUCUAUCCCUUCCACCAAGAUUCAUAUCCAAACAAUCAACCAACCUAUUUCCAUCAACACUCAAACACUUGGCAGUCUCUUUGGAGACACUAAAAGAUUUGAAAGUCAACCCUCUCCCACCCUGUUUGGUCACUCUGUCCAUUUUGGCUUGUAGUAGUUCUAUUCCAAUUGACCUCAUUCCAAAUAGUGUCAAUACAUUAAAGAUCAAUUACACAUCUGAUGAUUUGGUAUGGUCAUUACAGUCAUCAACAAUUACAAGUUUGGAUAUUACCUAUUCAUGUCAUAUUUAUGGUAGAAUCCCUUUCUCACUACCUCUUAAUUUGGUUCAUUUUUCACUUGGCUGUGAAAGAGACCCUUUAGGAACUCAUCCCAUCUAUCUUACUCUAUAUCCUCCAGAGAUUUAUCCAACUUCUCUUGAAUCACUAGAUUAUUCCAGGGUGUUUGGUGUGUAUGACAAACUAGUGAUACCAACCACUCUAUCAUCUCUAUCUUUGAACCUUUGUUCAAAACCAAUAGCAUCGAUAUUUGAUCAAUUAAAAGAUAAUCAAUCACUACCACCAAAUAUCAAACAUUUAGAGAUAGAGGUUUCAUCGGCAGACACUAGAAUUCGAUUGGAUGAAAUCAUCAACAAAACCAAUGUUCAAGAACUGACAUUAUCAUAUGAAAACUUUCCUCUUAAAAAUCAUAUAUCUAUUAGAAGAUUGGACGACCGCAACAAGAAUGUAUUGGUUAUAGAUAAUAUAACUUUGAAUGGUGGAAUCAUAGAAAUGAUCAUCAACAUUGAUCAAUCCAAUCCAAUCUAUUUACAUUUAGAAUGUUUUCAUAAUUAUCAAAAACUAUGUUGGAGUAAUAAAAUUAGUUAA